AUGGAAUCGAUCAAUUCCUUCAAGGGAUAUGGUAAAGUAGAUGAGGUCGAUCAGCAAGCCUUCCGGCGAAAGACACGUAAGCGUUGGAUCAUUGUCGUUGUCUCCUCCGUCGUUCUUUUAGCUGUGAUCAUUGGUGCUGUUGUAGGGGUUGUUGUGCACAACCGAAACAAUAACUCAUCAUCCAACCCCGUCCCUCCUUCUGAGUUAACUCCAGCCGCUUCACUCAAUGCGGUUUGCAGUGUCACUCAGUACCCAGCCUCAUGUUUCUCCAGCAUCUCUGCCCUUGAAACAGGUAACACCACAGACCCAGAAGUGCUUUUCAAGCUCUCUUUACAGGUUGCAAGGAACGAGCUCUCCAAGCUCAUAGGCUACCCUGAUAAGCUCAUUCAGAGCAUUGAUGAUGCUACACUUCAAGAUGCUUUGAAAGUCUGUGCAACCAUGUUUGAUGAUGCUGUAGAGAGACUCAAUGACUCUAUGGCAUCUAUGGCUAUUGGUGAAGGUGAAAAGAUUUUAUCAGCAGCUAAGAUGGAUGACUUGAAGACUUGGCUCAGUACUACAAUUACUGACCAAGAAACAUGUUUAGAUGCGUUGCAAGAGUUGAACACUACGAAGCAUUUUAACCAGACAAUUGUUGAUCAAGUGAAGGCAGCAAUGGAGAACUCUACUGAGUUUGUCAGCAAUAGUUUGGCCAUUGUUGCAAAAAUCCUGGGUUUGCUGUCUGAUUUCAAUAUCCCAAUUCAUAGAAGGUUACUUGGAUUUGAAAAUUCAGGGUUCCCACAUUGGGUUGGUUUGGGAGAUAGAAGGCUACUUCAGGAGUCUAAUCCGACGCCGGAUGUCACGGUGGCGAAAGACGGUAGCGGGGACUGCACGACCCUAAGAGAGGCAGUAGGAAAAAUUCCGAAGAAGAGUAAAUCAAGAUUCAUCAUAUAUGUGAAGGAAGGUGAAUAUGUGGAGAACGUGGUUUUGGACAAAAGCGCUUGGAAUGUGAUGAUUUAUGGUGAUGGGAAGGACAAGACUAUUGUUUCAGGGAGUCUGAAUUUUGUUGAUGGAACUCCUACCUUCUCUACCGCUACUUUCGGUCAGUCCUUUUUCUGGUUAAUUACUUUACCAAUUAUGAAUGCAUCCAUGAUUCAAAUUUCACAAUUGUUUUCCAGAUUUCUUUAUUUGUCUUUCUCAUCUCGCAUUGCAUAUCAUUGCCCAAAUUCGGGAAACUCUAUACUUAGACACAUGAAUUGA
This is a messenger RNA of Dovyalis caffra, 1236 nucleotides long. The record is from the annotation of a GenBank genome assembly. Lineage: Eukaryota; Viridiplantae; Streptophyta; Magnoliopsida; Malpighiales; Salicaceae.